GAGAGAGAGGCUGCCAUGACAGCGCUUCUUGAUGCACAAGUGUUUUGACUUGCGUGGACUUCUGUUAUAAUCUUGUUCUGAAUCAACUCAAACUACCUUUACGUCAUUUUGUGUGGAUAAAGUCGUGAUCCAAUCAGCCAACAUGGGUAAAGUGGAAGGAGGGAUGAAAUGUGUGAAAUAUCUCUUGUUCGUCUUCAACUUCAUAUUUUGGCUGAUGGGAUCCUUUGUUAUGGCAGUGGGACUGUGGCUUCGUUUUGACCCAGAAACUGUGUCCUUGCUCAACGGUGAUAAGGCUCCGGACACAUACUUCAUUGGUGUGUACAUACUGAUUGGAGCAGGCAGUCUGGUGAUGUUGGUUGGUUUCUUCGGAUGUUGUGGAGCUGUUCGAGAGUCUCAGUGCCUGCUGGCUUCAUUCUUUGCCUGUCUGUUGAUCAUCUUUGGAGCUGAGGUGGCAGCAGGCGUGUUUGGAUUCCUAAACAAGGACAAGAUAAUUGAAGACAUUCAGAACUUCUAUGCCACGACCUACAAUGAAAAUACCAACAGCACACUGAUCACCACGUACCAGAAAGUAUUGAACUGCUGCGGGACGCUGGCUAACAACUGUCCCGAUCAAGAACCUGACAUGAAAGACUGCGAGACAGGCAUCAGGGAUUUCUUCAACAGUAAACUCUACAUCAUUGGCUACGUUGGCAUCGGCAUCGCUGGAGUUAUGAUCAUUGGGAUGAUCUUCAGCAUGGUGCUCUGCUGUGCUGUACGUAACAGCAGGGAGGUCAUCUAAAGGACUCUGGCACUCAAACUUAGCCCAGAGAGACUGCAGCCAAUAUCCAUCAUCUUUCAACUGAGCAUUGUCCUCUUCUGUCUUUCAUUUCAGUCAUCACUUCCUACCAUGCUGAUGGGAUUUAGCCCAUCUCUUAUGGAGCAAUAUUACAUUGCCCUUAAUAUGUUAACAGUUUUUUUUGCUGUUGUGCCCCAUGGUCAUUUGGCAACUGCAAACCUAAAUACAGUACUUACACAAGGUUUUACAAACAGCCUUGAUAACGACCCCUCAGCUCAUGAGAAGACAGCAGACUGCAGAUUAGGUUUAUUUAUCUUCGCUAUUGAGUCACGCUCGCUCAUGUUUGCUCGCAAAACAUGAAAUUACAGCCAGCAACUGUCUUGGUUAACCUAACAUUAAUAUUGUAAACAGAGGCAGAGAAGUAUAUUGUUGCUUUAAGUAAGUACCAAUGAUUGUCACACACACACUAGGUGUGGUGAGAUUAUCCUCUGCAUUUGACCCAUCCCCCUCACCCCCUGGGAGGUGAGGGGAGCAGUGAGCAGCAGCGGUGGUCGCGCCUGGGAACAAUUUUUGGUGAUUUAACCCCCAAUUACAACCCUUGAUGCUGAGUGCCAAGCAGGGAGGUAAUGGAUGUCAUUUUUAUAGUCUUUGGUAUGACUCAGCCGGAGUUUGAACUCACGACCUACCGAUCUCAAGGCCGACACUCUAACCACUAGGCCACUUUAGUUAUCAAAUUAAACAUUUUUGGUACAGUAUACCUAAUAUAUUCUUUUAAUCGGUCCGUAAAAUUCUAGGCAUGUGAAUGUUGUCAACAUUCUCACCUAAGAGCAGAUUCACAAAUGAUGCAAAACUCAAUGAAUGAUUUAGUAUCUACAUUAUGGCGUCAAAACAGUGCCAAAACGCAUCUUUUUUUGCGCAAGCGCGGACUCUUUUUACGCUGGAGCGGACAAUGUUUGCUCCUGCAUGGACUCUGUCUCUGUCUCUCUGUUUCCCUGCACGCACGGUGUUCCACCCUUUUGGCACCUAAAAUUAUUCCAACCUUUCUGAUUAGUCACUUGAAACGUCUACAGUCUCCUGGUCAGAGCCAAAACGAGGGAACUGUUAUCGUCGAAUGGUGUCCCUUUGAAGAAGAGUAAAGAGAGUCUGAAGUUUAGACAAAAUAAGCCAUUACAUAAUUUCUUAUGAAUUAAGGUGCUUAAAAUAAAAACAAUAAAAUCACUCAAAUUUGAUCACAUUGUGAGGGCAUCACACUCGGGACUAUUGUGACAUCAGAGCAUUGAUAAAUGAGCUGCCUUGUAUCAUAUAAAAUACUGGUACAUCUAUGUAAGGCAACAUUGCAAUAACCUGGUGGGGUUAUAUCCAGGAAAACAUGUUGCCAAUAGAUAUAAGCGGUCUUUACAAGUUGUUAAAGAUCGCAAUUUUUGACAUUUUCACACGGCAUUGUAAUGUUCGUGUAAAGUUGCUUGCAGCUUGACCCCAGGAAGCAAAGACUGAAGGUGAAGCCCAGGAAAAUAGUCCAUUUAUUAUGUAGGUUACAAACCAGGGAGCACCAGUGUGGUCGAAGUCAGAGUGGACCACGAGUGAGUGUACAAAAAAAAACAGGAAUUGGGAAUAACAUUUAGUUCACAAAGAAUGCUAGUGCAGCAUGGAAGUGCACAAAAAACAAGAUGUAAUGCAGUCAAGGGCACAAAGCAAAAUCAUCCAGCCUCGUCCUACUAACGAAGCUGGCUUAAGAGGCAUCGUGAUUGGCAAACAGGGACAGGUGAGGGAGCCAGCGCUCGGACUACAGGAAGUGGAAACAAAUUAAGAGCGCUGGACAGGAAAUAAUACUGAAAAUUAGGGAAACAAUAACCAAAAAGUCAAGGCAGUCGUGACAUCAUCAUGAUAACUUGUAAUGGCAUGGUUUAAUAGGUUGGAGCAUGUAUCUUAGAUGACAAAAUACACAAACAUUUGGUUAUUUUGUCUAAAAACUCUAAUCUUUUUCACAAGGGACACAAAAUAGUGUUUUUUUAUGCACUUGGAUUUUGACACAAUACUACAUUCUGUAAUACAAUAAAUUGAUAUUGCCCUUUAAGGGUGACAUCUAAUCACCAUUUGAAAGUAGGUGUGACAUACAGUAAAUAUCUUCUGGUCAUUUUACAGUUUCUUUCAACAAUCGCUAACGUAAGUCAGGAACAUGUAAUGUAUGUUGAUUGCAUGUUCGGAAGGCCAAGCUUGGGGAAAUUCACCUAUCUAAGAUUUUACAGUUUUUUCCAUUUGCUUACACACAAUUUUACUAACUGAGUGUCUUUUUUCAAAAGAUAUAAACACUUUUCCAAACACCACAUUUAAUUUUCUUAGUUCCUAGAUUAUUUGCAGAAUGACAUACUUUGAUCAAAACAUAUGCCCAUUCAUCAAAAUAAAGCAAGCAUUUGUGAAAAUGCAGUUUUAUAUUCAUCUCACUCACUCACACAGACUUCAAAUGAUAAGACACUAUUGGAGUGAGUUACCCAUAAGAGUGAUAAAUACAAAACACAUUUGUAAAAAAAAACUAUUUUACUAUAAGAAAUCACAUGUUUGGGGCAUUUUGCCCGGCAGUUUUAACAUAUGUGAUGAAUGAUUACUGUAACUUGACAAAAUAUAUUGGCAAAUCCAUAGCAAUCGUCAUUGUUUACUUUGAAGUGGGCCUAUACGUAAGGACCUAAAGAAAAAGCAAAAAAUAUCCUGUAAUAUUUUCAAGAACUGCUCAACAAUGAUGCUGCAAACUGAAAAUAUGUAUUUUUACCACAGUCAGGUAAAGUUACAAAUAACAGUAGUCAACAAUGACAUAAAAUCUGAGACAAAUAAAAAAGUUUGAAAAAUGAUCUGGAGAUAAAUAAAAAUGACAGCAUAGAGUGUAGGCUACAUCUGCAGACUUAGGCAACAGCAACUCUAUGAAAGAAUGUACUCAAAAGCCUCAGUUACUAACUCUAAUCAUCACCUGCCCGUAGCUGGAUCAGGCCAUAUAUCUCAUCCACAUCACAUGUGCAAGAUGGGACGGUGUGUGUAAAGCAUUGUGUGGAAUAUUUCACAAAAACUGUGAAGCAGAGUCUAUGCCUAAUAUUCGGCAAAUCUGCACAGUGGUUUUGCUUACUGUGUGUAGUCUUUGUUAACUGUGUGAACAUUUAAAAUUUAGUGUGUAAGCAAUUUGAAAAAACUGUAAUCAGCAUGCACCCUCUGCUUUGAAAAAAAAUAUGUUUGGGUCGAGUGUAAGCGCUCCAUUGUGUGAAUAUAUAGUUGUACAUUUUAUGUGGAUGAUUUGAUUGUGCUGUGUGUAGAUAGAGGUUUGUAAUAGUUGAAUGUGUUUUGUAGUGGUAAAACAUCUACACGGCCAAAAACACAGCCUCUUAACGUGCCUUUUUCAAGCUUUUGUAGAGACAACAUGCUGCUGCAUGUAGAGGAAAUAGCAAUGCUGUCCAUAUGAUUGUGACGUUGGGACAGCAUUUAAUUAUCACUUUUUCAACGACUAGCACAUACUGUAUGAGUCACUCGACUCAUUUUUACUAUUAUUGUUUUUGUGUGUUUAAAAUGUCACUGAAGUGUGUGAGGAAAAUCGGUUGAAAAGAAUGUUGAUUUUGUUAAUACACGUAAACAAGCUUUUUUUUCGUGGCUGCACAAGCAAAUGAGCAGAGGCUGACGUUACGCUGCAGGCUAAAAGACCCAACAGGAUGAACACAAUCCACACAGCUGUUCCAGCAACAAGAUGGCGUCAAGUUCCCUUCAAAAAAGAGUGUACACACCGUCAAGCCUUGUACUAGUCAGUUCUUUGUUAAUUUAUUUAAUUACAAUUCCAGGCUUCUCAGGACAACACAAUAUGUGGUUGAAGUUUAAUAAAACAUUUGACGUUUCACAAAGUUUCCCGUCUCUUAUUUCAUGUCA
Messenger RNA from Entelurus aequoreus (snake pipefish), 4672 nucleotides. RefSeq names its product tetraspanin-2-like. Lineage: Eukaryota; Metazoa; Chordata; Actinopteri; Syngnathiformes; Syngnathidae. The transcript has 8 exons. Gene Ontology annotation, cellular component: membrane. Bases 143 to 778 code for a protein of 211 amino acids. The record is from RefSeq and is a predicted model, not a curated record.